GAAAAACAGAGGUGCUGCUACCUGUGGCCAAUCGUCGCACUGCAUUGCACGUUGUCAAAUAAUUUUGUAGGUUAGAAAUCACUUCGGCUGCCAUUUCAACAAUUUUAGGCCGCGUGUGACUUCGCGAAAACCUAAUUCACCAUGCCGAAGAGAGGGCGUGUGGGAGCCGCUGGUAAUAAAUUCAAAGUGUCCUAUGGUCUCCCCGUAGGCGCUGUCAUCAACUGUGCUGACAACACAGGAGGUAAGAACUUGUAUGUCAUCGCCGUCAAGGGAUACCAUGGUCGAUUGAACCGAUUGCCUGUUGGCUCUGUCGGAGACAUGAUCAUCGCCACAGUGAAGAAGGGAAAGCCUGAGCUGCGUAAAAAGAUCAUGCCCGCAGUUAUCAUCAGGCAAAGGAAACCUUUCAGAAGGAAGGAUGGUGUUUUCAUCUACUUUGAAGACAAUGCUGGAGUUAUCGUAAACAACAAAGGAGAAAUGAAAGGUAGUGCUAUUACAGGCCCAGUUGCAAAGGAAUGCGCAGAUUUAUGGCCCAGGAUAGCCAGUAAUGCCAGCAGCAUUGCAUAAAUUUCCAGCAAAUAAUUGGACGUAAUCCAAUUUUUCCUUUUUAACUUCAUAACUUCAUGUUUUCAUUAAUUGUGUUUUGUUACGUGACAAAUAUAUUUUUCACCUCUCUC
Messenger RNA from Bemisia tabaci, 674 nucleotides. RefSeq names its product ribosomal protein L23 (gene RpL23). Gene Ontology annotation, cellular component: cytosolic large ribosomal subunit; ribosome. NCBI's taxonomy places the organism in Eukaryota, Metazoa, Arthropoda, Insecta, Hemiptera, Aleyrodidae. Gene Ontology annotation, biological process: translation. The record is from RefSeq and is a predicted model, not a curated record. Gene Ontology annotation, molecular function: structural constituent of ribosome; large ribosomal subunit rRNA binding.